AGUGUGGGCCUUAAAUGUGGAGCUUAGGAGUUAGGACCUCCCCAUUCCGCUUACACCCGAGAACUGGGCAUCAAUCGGGUCUUCUAAAUUGAACCGAAAGUAGAUUUCGCAUCUUUCUCCUUGGAUUCCGGCCUGCACGAAUUGGAGUUGUCGCGGAAGUCACAUCUUUGUUGAGUUGAAGAAUAUGGGCGGCGGAGGCGAUGCUGAUGUUGCGGCGAACAGCGACGGUGACAAUUCGAAGAACAACGAGGGCAGCUUGACCGCUGUCCCCGGUUCCGAUAGCGGCGGAGCUGUGACUAUCAACAUCCGAUGCUCCAACGGCUCCAAGUUUUCAGUGCAGGUCUGCCUCACUUCUUCCGUCGCGUCCUUCAAGUCGGACAUCUCUCAGCGCUGUGAAAUCCCUGCCGAGCAGCAGCGCUUGAUCUACAAGGGUCGGAUCUUGAAGGAUGAUCAAACCCUAGAUAGCUACGGUUUGAUGGCUGAUCACACUGUUCAUUUGGUUCGUGGCUUUGCUCCACCCCCCUCUACAAAUAAUGGAGCUGCAACUAAUCCUGGAGUUCCAAGUGCUAAUCAAAAUGCACCUAGGGAUACUGGUCUGAAUGUUGGCGGAGCAUUAGGAGGAUCAGGUCUUGGAGCUUCGCUGUUCCCUGGGCUCAAUUUGAAUGGACUUGGUAGUGGUGGUGGUGGUUUAUUUGGAGCUGGACUUCCAGAUUUUGAACAAGUUCAGCAACAGUUGAAUCAAAACCCCAACAUGAUGAGAGAUAUCUUGAAUGCACCAUUUGUCCAGAAUUUAAUGAAUAAUCCAGAAGUCAUCCGCAACAUGAUCAUGAAUAAUCCUCAAAUGCGGGAGAUCAUGGACCGAAAUCCAGAGCUUGCUCACAUACUAAAUGAUCCUGCCACUCUACGACAAACCAUGGAAGCUGCACGAAACCCUGAGCUCAUGCGAGAGAUGAUGCGUAAUACUGACAGAGCAAUGAGCAAUAUUGAAUCUUCUCCAGAGGGAUUUAACAUGCUCAGGCGCAUGUAUGAAACUGUUCAAGAGCCAUUCUUGAAUGCAACAACCAUGGCUGGGGACACAAGAAGUGAUGUGGGGUCAAACCCUUUUGCAGCUCUCUUGGGUGUCCAGGGUGGUGUGCAAGCUAGGGAUCAAACAAACAAUCCCCCAAGAGCAGGAUCUGAAGACACUACCAAUCCCCCUGUUCCAAAUAUUAAUCCACUUCCUAAUCCUUGGGCCUCUGCUGGCACUGGAACUGAACAGACUAAUACAACAGCCAGGUCAACCCCAGCUGGGGAAGCUAGGACAGCAUUAAGUGGCUUAGGUGGACUUGGACUACCAGAUCUUUUAAGUGCUAUGCCAGAUCCCAAUGCUGUAAAUCAGAUGAUGCAGAAUCCUGCUAUUUCACAGAUGAUGCAGUCUCUGCUCUCUAAUCCUCAGUACAUGAAUCAGAUUCUUGGCCUCAACCCACAAUUACGAAACAUGCUUGAUUCCAAUUCCCAACUAAGGGAGAUGAUGCAAAACCCUGAGUUCAUUCGCCAAAUGACAUCCCCUGAGAUGAUGCAGCAAAUGUUGGCGUUUCAGCAAUCUCUUGCGUCCCAGUUUGGUCGGCAGCAGACAAACCAAGCAACAGGCCCAAACAGUGGAAGAGCAGGUGCACCUGAAAAUAUGGGAUUAGAUAUGCUGAUGAAUAUGUUUGGUGGACUUGGGUCAGGUGGCUUUGGAUUUCUCAAUGGACCUAACGUUCCACCUGAAGAACGGUACGCGCCUCAGCUCGCACAGUUACAAGAAAUGGGCUUCUUUGAUGCGCAAGAAAACAUAAGGGCUCUCACAGCUACUUCAGGGAAUGUUAAUGCUGCAGUGGAUCGCCUUCUAGGCAAUCCUCCAAAUGGUCAAUAGGCUCUGCGCGUGCCACUGCAUUCUGUUAAAUACAUUAUUGACUUAUAUGUAUACCUUCUUCCAUUAGGGAUCGGUCACACCCGCAUAUCGAAUACUAGUUUUUUUAAUAUUUAAUUUAAAUAAUGAUCUUUUUUUUUGAAAAAAAAUACUCCCUUUUGUUUUUUCUAUAGACGGCGUAAGUAUGGCGGAGCCAAUGUUCUUGAUUUUCUUGUACAUGUGGCGUUGAAGGUUUUUAUCGCCCAUUUGUUCUUCUGUGUGACUUUCUGAACAUGAAAGUUAACUAAUGUUUAUUAUAAUGCUUACUAUAUUUGUUUCAU
This is a messenger RNA of Cuscuta campestris, 2211 nucleotides long. NCBI's taxonomy places the organism in Eukaryota, Viridiplantae, Streptophyta, Magnoliopsida, Solanales, Convolvulaceae. The record is from the annotation of a GenBank genome assembly.